Messenger RNA from Alternaria arborescens, 639 nucleotides. RefSeq lists its product as hypothetical. The transcript has 3 exons. NCBI's taxonomy places the organism in Eukaryota, Fungi, Ascomycota, Dothideomycetes, Pleosporales, Pleosporaceae. The coding region runs from base 1 to 639 and encodes 212 amino acids. The record is from RefSeq and is a predicted model, not a curated record.
AUGGCGCAACGACCGGUAUUUUGGCAGAAGCGCGUUCUCGUGCCCUUCUGGAUAGUGCGAAUAUGUAUCAUGAUCUUGAUCAUUGCAGCAUAUGGUUAUUCCCUGCGGACUGUGGAUGAACUAAAGGAUGUCAUCCAACCAUCAACUGGAUCAGUCGUUGUCUUCAUGCUCUUCAUCGUCAUUGUGCUCCUCAUCGACAUUCUUGCGAUCAUCAUGUUCCUUGGCGACAAGCUGAAGCCAGGCACUUUCCUGACCAUGAACUGCUUCCAAACUGGAUUCUGGACUGGCGUCUUGAUCAUGGACUUUGUCGCCAUAGGCCAGGGCGCCAGCACUGUAGGAAUUGGAUUCAGCAUCUUCGUAUUCCUCACCUUCCUCGGUCUCCUCAUCUACGCCAUCGUCGGUUACCGUCGCGCGAAGAAAGAAGCCCAACGGGGCCAGUAUGCGCCAGCGCAUAACCCAUUGGCGGCGGCGGCUGCUGCACAAUCAUCCCCGUACAACAGCGUCCCCGAGUACCAACAGAAUACCGCAUACCAUUCGCAGACACAGCCUGAUAUGCACAACCAGUACCUUCCACCAUACCAAAGUGGUGCUGCGACGGACUACUACCAGCAGCCUGUGAAGCCCGCCCACAUUGUAUGA